GUUGUUUGAGUCAAGGAUGCUGUACUAAACAUUGGUCUCCUUUGUUAGCAGUGCCCUUUGACCCUAGAACCUAUGUUUGGGGGAUGCCAAAGAAUGGGAAAUUUACGAGUCUGAGGAAGAAGGGCUGGAAGUAUUUAAGGACCUCACCGUCCCAUUGGUCUGAAGGAGUCCCUGCUUCUAUAAAGAGGUCCCUGACUUUAUGCUGAGCUGUCAAAGGCCCUGCUAUAAAAUCCCAUUGAUUUGUCCUUUUGUGUGGCCGGCCAGUCUUUUGCCAACCCUUCAUCCGAGUGUUUCCAGCCCUGCACUUCAUCUCAUAGGCUGUGACAACCAAAAUCAGCCAAGAUGUCUGAUUGCAAAAAGAUGACCUCAACCCGCAGGCAUCAUCUGAAGAGCCUGCUGCUCCAGAUUGCUCAAGGCCUACUGGAGGCAGAGAGCCAGCAGUUGGUUGAGGCAAAGGAGGAAUACAUGGCCCAAAACUGCCCUUCCCUGAGUCUGCCAGGAUCCAUGGAGGAGCUCCAGCUGCUGGUCAAAAAGAUGCACCAGACCAUUGAGAAGAUUGAUGAGGAGAGGUAUGACACAGAGGCCAAGGUUACCAAGACCGACAAGGAGAUUGAUGAGCUGAAGCUUAAAGUGAUUGACCUGAAGGGCAAGUUCAAGAAGCCAGCUCUGAAGAAAGUACGUAUGUCUGCCGAUCAGAUGCUUCAGGCUCUGCUGGGCUCCAAGCACAAGGUUAACAUGGACCUGAGAGCCAACCUGAAGCAAGUCAAAAAAGAGGUCAAAGAUGAGUCUGGAGAUGGUGUGGGUGACUGGCGUAAGAACAUUGAGGACAAGAAGGACAGGAAGAAGAUGUUUGAGGGCGCUGAGGCAUAAAUUUGAGAGAUUUUGGUCUCUUCAAGAGCACUGAUGACAUGGCAUUGACAGAAGAAGGAUGAUGUUUAAAGGAAUUUAACUUUGGAGCUUCCUUGAUAUGCUCCUAAUUAUUAGGGCUAUUUUUUACUGUAAUCCAAUCUACCUUCCAACAAUCCACGUGUCUUUUUCCAUUCUGUUUCAUAGGCUAGAUAGAGCACACGACCCAUUAAUGUACAGAGUGUGUUAUCUAUUUUAUUCAGUUUUUCAGAGCUGUUGAUUUAAUGCUGUACAAUAUAGUGCAUUUGUCCAA
Molecule: messenger RNA, 1159 nt
Organism: Sardina pilchardus (European sardine)
Lineage: Eukaryota; Metazoa; Chordata; Actinopteri; Clupeiformes; Clupeidae
Product: troponin I, fast skeletal muscle-like
Exons: 8
Coding region: 343-870 (175 amino acids)
Biological process (GO): cardiac muscle contraction; skeletal muscle contraction
Cellular component (GO): troponin complex
Source: RefSeq, a predicted model, not a curated record